Molecule: messenger RNA, 2222 nt
Organism: Salmo salar (Atlantic salmon)
Lineage: Eukaryota; Metazoa; Chordata; Actinopteri; Salmoniformes; Salmonidae
Product: E3 ubiquitin-protein ligase TRIM7
Molecular function (GO): zinc ion binding
Source: RefSeq, a predicted model, not a curated record
UUUCUCUCUCUCUCUGUCUCUCUCUGAGUGUGUGUGUUUCAGCUCUCAUCCGAAAACCCAAGAUAGGUAAUAUGGUAGUUGCCUACUGGAGAGUUGCUUUCAGUCCUACACUUCCUUCAUAGUAGUGCAGGUGAAGGAAAGGACAUAAGGAGAGGAAUCCUCCUUAGAGUCUUGAUAUGUACCCUCGCUCUCUGAGUAGGUCAUGUGACUAUGUGCUGUGAGAGGUCAGUCCCUCUGCUUAAAGCAGACAUUUUUAUGGGAUUAGCCGGUUUCUACACACACUGACAGCACUACACCCAACGAUGGCCACACUGUGACAGACCUGGGACACAAUCAGGUGCCUUUUCUCUUUUUGUGUUCCCUGGUGACAAAAUCGGUUGCCAUGGCGUCCCUGGAGGAAGAGUUGACCUGUUUCGUUGUGCCGCGAAGUCUUCAGCCAGGCCCAGUCCCUGCUGUGUGGCCACAGCUUCUGCCCGGCCUGCGUACGGGACACCUGGGGGCACAGGAAGGCUGGGGUCAGGGGUCGCUUCACCUGCGCACAGUGCCAGGAGGAACAAAGGGUGGUGGUGUGUGACUGCUGCCCACCUGUGGGGGAAAAGAACCAGGUGGGGACCACCGUGGCGGUGAAGACCUGCCUGCGCUGUGAGGUGUCUCUGUGUGCAGAGCACCUGCAGCCCCACCUGGAGCGGCCCGCCUUCAAGACACACCUGCUGGUGGAACCCCUGGUAGAUCUGUCUCACCGGAGGUGUCCCGCCCACAAGGAGAUGUUCCUCUACUACUGUGCAGACGAGCGGGUGUACGUGUGUUCAGAGUGCCUAUUGGAAGGUGGCCAUGCACAGCACCGCAUUAAAGGACUGAGGAAGGUGGAGGAGGACCUCAAGGUCAUCCUCAAGAGCCUUCUCCAGAAAGCAGAUGAAAAGCUGAAUGAAGGUGAACGGAUCCUCCAAGAGCACCAGAACACUGGCCUCACUAUAACAGACAUGUCUGUGGCAAAUGACUCCCAGGUGGAACGUAUGGGUGUACACCUGCAGCUGCAGGUGGAGAGGCUAGUGCUGGCCCUGAGGGAGAGCACCUUGAGGGAGAGGCAGAAGGUCAUGGAGCACCUGCAGAACGACUGCAGCAUGGUGAGGGUGGACCUGAGUAAGACCCAGGACAUUCACCACUACCUGGCAUCCUUGCUGGAGGAGACAGACCCCUUCCUGCUCAUCUGGGCAUUUCAUUCUGAUGACUCAAGGCUGCUUGUGGACCUGAACUGCCCCCUGUUCACCCCUGACCCUGUCAACCUGGACAGGAAGUACAUUGUGGAGGACAUUGAGAGCAAGCACAGACAGUUCAUCACCGAGACGCUGCACUGUCUCACCGAACUCAAGAGAGAGCUCUCGACAAGUCCGUUGACUCUGGACACUAACUCCGCCCAUCCUCUCCUGAGCAUUUCUGAUGGCCUCCAGUCAGCCAUGCGGGUCAAACACCGCCUUCCCUGUGCCACUCACCCCGACCGCUUCGAUCACUGGGCUCAAGUCCUGACCGUCCAGACAUUCUCCUCUGGAACCCAUUACUGGGAGCUGGAGGCAGAAGGCUUCUGGGACAUUGCGGUGUCCUACCGGAGCAUCGGGCGGAAGGGGAAGGUGGGCAAUGCCUUUGGAAUUAACAAGGUACAUUGUCAUCACUCUUCUUCCCCUUGUUCUUCGUCAUGUGGUCUUUAAUAAUAGCAAGAACUGUGGUAAUAAGACUAACAUGACAUGUUAGUUGUCAUCUCUGUAAACUGAUCUGGAAGUUGAUCGAUAGCUAGCUUUCCAUCCAAUUGGCGACCGAUUUUCAUUGAAAUGGUCACAUCCUGAUCUGUUUCACUUGUCUUUGUGCUUGUCUCAACCCCCCUCCAGGUGUCGCUCAUCUUCCCCAUAAUCCCCAGUGUAUUUAUACCUGUGUUCUCUGUUUGUCUAUUGCCAGUUCGUCUUGUCAAGCUUACCAGUGUGUUUUUCCGUGCCCCUGUUUUCCUAGUCUCUGUUUUCUAGCCCUCCCGGUUCCGACCUGUUCUACCUGCCCUGACACUGAGCCCGCCUGCCUGACCAUUCAGCCUGCCCUGACCUCGAGCCUGCCUGCCCCCCUGUACCUUUUGGACUCUGACCUGGUUAAUGAACUUCUGCCUGUACUCGACCUGCCUAUUGCCUGCCCCUUGUAUUUUAAUAAAUAUCAGAGACUCGAACCAUCUGCCUCCUGUGUCU